Molecule: messenger RNA, 3115 nt
Organism: Toxoplasma gondii ME49
Lineage: Eukaryota; Apicomplexa; Conoidasida; Eucoccidiorida; Sarcocystidae
Product: mrna cleavage factor family protein, putative
Exons: 2
Coding region: 628-1872 (414 amino acids)
Cellular component (GO): mRNA cleavage factor complex
Molecular function (GO): mRNA binding
Source: RefSeq, a predicted model, not a curated record
GCGCGCGCUGGCAAUCGACAUGCACAGAAGCAGCAAGCAAAGCGAAAAGCAGGAGGAUCUGCCUACGCAUCCACGGAGGAAGAAAGUUUUUCUCGAGAUUUCCUCGCUUUUAUAGGCACCUGAUCGAUAGACGCUUCACUUGGGGGACUGUCGACUUGGGGUGAUCUACGCUGGAGUUGACCUUUGCUCGCGUUCUUUUCUCGGCUGUUUCUUCUUGUCCCAGGGUGUAAUGCAACCAUUUGAAAGCGGCAAUUUUGAACAAGCCUCUAGCCUGUUUUCGUCUUUUUCCCUCGUUUCUCUCCAGGAUUAUCUCCCUUCCUUUCACCCUCCAUAAUCGGGGCUCGUCUGGUCCUCCUCCACGCACUGUCUCCUCACCUGUAGCCGUUUCUAUUCGCGACUAGCUUUCUGUUUUCUUGACUUCCCUUGUCCGUUUUUUCUCCCCCCUCCCCUGAGGUCUCGCCCUCCGUUUUCCACUGGCAAAUCUCUCCGUUCUCUCGUCGUUUCCCCCCCGUCCUGUCCUCCCUUUUCUCCGUUCCCCUCUACAAAGUGCGGCGGCCCAAAGACGACGACUUCGCAUCUGGCUUUUCCUUGUUUCCAGCGAAGCGCUUCUCUUUCUUGACUGUCCAGAUGGAAGUCUUGGAAACAGAUCCGGAGGCUUCUGCCCUCGAGGAGGCGCUCCCCUCGCCAGCGUCGCCGGCGCCGUCGGGGGGAAGCGCGCCUUCUCUCAGCGUCUCUGCCGUCCCCUUUCCUUCUCCUGGGCCUCCCGAAUUCCCCGACGAAGAUUCUGACGUCCUCGCAGACCUCGAAAACUUCGACGAACCUUCUCUGCGCUCGAAACGUCUCCCCGAGGUGCACGCGCAAGCCUCCGACGCAGCCGCGGGCGUCUCUGCCGCCCAGGGAGAGACCCCAGAGGUUGGAGAUCCGGCGCGGCUCGGUUCCGGGACAGACGGCAGUCACCCGUCGCAUGCGCAGACGAGUUUGCGGCGGGAGAUGCGCGACGCAGACUGGGCUGUCUACUCUGCGGCCUCGUACGAGUCGCAGGUCGACCCUGCCCUGGAGGGGAAAUGGGAGUUUCUGUCUCCGGGAGGCGGAGAGCAACAAGGAGGCCGAGCGGCUGCGCUGCUGCGGAAGCGCCUGGCGAGUUACCAGCGCCAAGGUCUCAGACGUACUGUGGCUCCCGUAUUCUUCUGUCACCUUCGGGAGUACGUCCACCUGCUGCUGCUGUUCCACCGAGAGACGCGCAGAUACUCGCUCUUCACUUUCAAGGCGAAGAGCUGGGAGCGGCCUGAAGUCGUUCUGGAGAGAAAACUUGCGCGCUUGUUCACCAAGCACCGGUCGGAGGUCGACCGAAACGUCAACUACACCUGGGUGGCUGACCAGAAAAGCGAAGGCGUUGCUGCGGAGGUCGGAGAGUUUCUCGGCGAGUGGUGGCGAGUCGAGUUCGACGAGGAGCCCCAGCCAUUCCUCCCGCCUCACGUCACCCGACCCAAGGAACGCAUUCGUCUCUACCAGGUUCAGCUUCCACCCAAGUGCUCCUUCCGCCUGCCGCCUGCGUUCUCGCUCGCGGCCCUGCCUCUCUUCGACCUUCUGCGGCCGGAGAUCCACGGCGUUGCGUUGUCGGGUCUCCCUCACGUCGUCUCACGCUUCCGCUUCCGCCUGCUGUCUCCGUCGCUGGAUGGUUUCGUCUCUUCUGCGAACCUGCGCAGGCCGCGAGGAGGCCAACAGGAAGGAGACGCGGAGGAACUCUCCGGAGAGUAUCUCGCGGAACUCGAGCGAAUGAACACAAGUCAAGAUGGAGAACUGUCACACAUCCACGGCGCCACAGAGGAACUGCCUCCGGAACUGGCUGCACUCGCAGAAGAAGAAAACUAGAAAGUCGUCGAGGGAGAGGAACAGAAAGGUCUGAAACAGCGGGAGACGCAGAAGAAGAACGGGAGCAGAAGAAGACUGGGAAGCGCAGAGACCUGCAGGGAGGAGAAGAAAGAUCUCUCUAUCUCCCGAGACCGAAGAAAGGACGACGCGGAGAAAAGAAAGCGCAGAACGGCGGCGGAAGAAAAAGAAUGUGAACGUGAAAAUUCCGUGGUUCUGCUGCCGCCCAUUACUCGAAGACGAUAUGAUGAGAGUGAACUAGGAGAGGCGCGCAAAGAAUCAGAAGGUUGAGAGGAAAGAAGAAAGUGACAGCGUGGAGAAGUCGGAGAAGAAAGAGAUCAAGAGAGAGGAGGCGUGGAGAAAGAUGCCAUGUGGUGGAACAGAGAUAUCUGAGAAACAGAGGAACCUGGAGAAAGCAGACACGACUGCAAGAACCGCGAACCAGAACUGUAUAACUCAAAUCGAAUAGAGACAUUAUAGUACCUAGGAUACGGAAUAUGACUCCAGUUAUGAGAUACAGACAGCCCCCUGCAGCGGCAGGCUAAUGAGCAGUGCGAAAACAUAAAGAGAAAAGGGGAACGUUAUUUCGUGGGGACGUCUACUUUCCCUCGUUGUGGUGCAAAGGGUAGUGUGAAUCUUGGACAAAAAACCUGAGCUUCACAUGUUCGCCGCAUGCAUCUCAUCCAGGGAGCCCAGGUGAACACUAUUUGCAUUCAUGCACAUUGUACAUAUACGUAUACGUAUGUAUCUCAAGUAUAUGCACACAUGUAUGACUGUCUGUGUGUAGAGGCAUACAUAUAUGUAUACGGGAGUUCAGGGUACAUUGGCACGAAUAGGAGGGAGACCUGUUUUUAUCUGUAGAUACAGAUAGAUACAUCCUAAUAACAUUUAUAUAUAGAUACAUACAUACAGAUAUAUACUGCAUGUAUGUAUAUGUUUAUGUGUGUACGAGGCGAAAAACGCAUUCGUACAGUUUCCGACAUCUUUCGUGAUUGCCUUGCGAAAGCCUUUGUCACUUCUCAUUCGUUUUUGCAGCCUAACUGCCUUCCCGUUUUAAGUUUUUUCUCUGGACUCUGAAGAAACUCCCUGGACCGGAUACACUGUCUCUUUUCUCCGUCCAUUUUUUUAUCGCCUCGCUGCAGGCGGCACUUCUGUUUUCCUUCUUUCUCGUCGUUUCUCUGAAUCUAUAUAUCCAUGUAUCCGCUCUCUGUCGCUUCCUCACAUCUCCUCUACCUCGCGAUUUCUU